Molecule: messenger RNA, 4471 nt
Organism: Nerophis lumbriciformis (worm pipefish)
Lineage: Eukaryota; Metazoa; Chordata; Actinopteri; Syngnathiformes; Syngnathidae
Biological process (GO): extracellular matrix organization
Molecular function (GO): extracellular matrix structural constituent conferring tensile strength
Source: RefSeq, a predicted model, not a curated record
GGGAGGAGAGAGGGAGGGAAAGAGGAGGAGGAGAAGUAAGAUUUUUAAGCUUGGCGCAAACCCGCAGGAGUCAGAGUGGACUCCAUCUCUCGCACAUGAGCAGGAUCUAAUCGCCAUCAUUCAAAGCGUGGCAAGAUGAUCUCACGGAUUUCUCCCUGGUUUGUUGGAUUAUUUCUCAACGUGCUGAGCUGCUCCUCCGGGUACCAGCUGGACGACCAAAGCUCUCAGGGAGACCUGAACCUGACUGAGUUGAUUGGCGUCCCCCUCCCGCCUUUCGUGUCCUUCGUCACGGGCAUGCACGGCUACCCCGCCUACAGCUUUGAAACGGACGCCAACGUGGGCCGCCUCACCAGGUCGUUCAUCCCCGACCCCUUCUACUACGACUUUGCCAUCACCGUCACGGCCAAGCCCACCACGAGGCGAGGCGGCGUCCUCUUCGCCAUCACGGACGCAUCCCAAAAAGUGGUACAGUUGGGCGUGGCGCUGUCCGAGGUGGAGGACGGUUCUCAGAGGGUGAUCUUCUAUUACUCUGACCCCGCGACAGGAGGCAAGACGCAGGAAGCAGCUUCCUUCAAGAUGGGGGACAUGACGGGAAGGUGGGCCAGGUUCACCAUUACAGUGCAAGGCGCAGAGGUGCGGCUCUUCAUGGACUGCGAGGAGUACCACCGUGUCGCCUUCACCAGGAGCCCCCAGCCUCUGACCUUCGAGACCAGCUCGGGCAUCUUUGUAGGGAAAGCCGGAGGUACCGACCUGCCCAGCUUUGUGGGCUCCAUCCAGCAGCUGUUGCUCACGUCCGAUCCCACGGCCCCGGAUGACCAGUGUGAGGAAGAUGACCCUUAUGCAUCUGGAUACGGAAGCGGCGAUGACACAUACGAGGACAUGGAGGGAGAAGAAGAGGUGAAGAAGGUUGUGGAAGAGAGAGAGUAUACAGAGGUGGACCCCGCCUACGGCAGCCCAGUCCCAGCUCCGCCCACUGAGAUGCCAGGUGGUUUCAGUGAUGAUGAUGAUGACGGUGAAGAAGACGUUGAGGAUGCUUCAGGGCAGGAAGUGGAGGUUGCCAGUGCUGAAGUGGCACCAACACAUAGCACAGCGACAACAUCCUCCAAACCAGACUCUAAUCUGCAGGUGUCCACAACAGGACUGGAAGGUGACAGAGGUGAACCAGGUCCACAAGGACCUGCCGGCCCUGCAGGAGAGGGUGCUGGAUUAGGAGCCGAGCCUGGACCUCGUGGUCCACCGGGUCCUCAGGGACCUUCAGGCCCACCUGGAGCUGCGGGGAAAGAUGGCCAGCCCGGAAGCAAAGGGGAAACUGGCGCUCUCGGAGCAAAUGGCAUUCCAGGAUUUCCCGGGCUUCAAGGAGAGCCAGGACCCAAAGGAGAAAAGGGUGAUGCUGGUGUUGGAAUGCCUGGUCUUCCAGGACCUCCUGGAACUCCAGGGCGCGUAUCCUUCCUGGAUGGCUCAGGUUCAGGUUUGGAGGACUUUGAUGGAGAUGCAGAAAUCAUCCGAGGACACCCUGGUGCUCCCGGACCUCGAGGACCCCCUGGAACACCGUCUGAGGCUGGCAUACCUGGACCACCUGGGCCUGCUGGGAAAGACGGGGAGAAUGGAAAACCCGGACUUCCUGGAGUGGAGGGAAACGAUGGAGAGCAAGGACUUGCUGGAGAGAAAGGAGACAAGGGAGAACCCGGAGUGAGCGGCGGACCAGGACUGAAGGGAGAUCAGGGCCCUGCAGGAUUCCCGGGACUUCCGGGCCCAGAGGGGACAUCCGGUCCCAGAGGUCCACCAGGCCCUCCUGGACUUCCCGGACCACCUGCUAAAGGCUCUCUCUUUGAAUUUGAGGACUUGGAAGGGUUUGGAUCGGGACAACCAGGAGUGCCAGGACUUCGAGGAGCCAAGGGUGAAGAAGGUCUGCAGGGUCCUGCAGGAGAGCCAGGUCUUAAGGGGCAGCCCGGUGCUGCAGGUCCACCAGGGCCCGCAGGACCAGAAGGAGCGAAAGGUUCAGAGGGUCCUAAAGGAGACUUUGGUGCCCCAGGACUUAAGGGGGAGCCAGGACGGGAUGGACUUAGCCUACCUGGCCCUGCAGGACCUCCUGGCCCUCCAGGAUCUUUCAUCAAUCUCCAGGAGCUGCUACUUAACGACACAGAUGGAGUCUACAAUCUCUCGGGGAUUCUCGAGGCUCAGGGUCUCGCAGGACAACCAGGCCUUAAGGGAGACACUGGACUGCAAGGUCUUCAAGGACCAUUAGGACUCAAGGGCGAAAAGGGCGAGCCGGGAAUUAUCAUCGAUGAGAAUGGAUCCACGUCAAGCCUGUCUGAUCUCUUGGGACAUAAAGGGGACAAGGGUGAUGAAGGUGCAAGUGGGCCUGCUGGGACACCAGGACCAAUGGGAAUGCCUGGUCCAAAGGGAGAAUUUGGCUUCCCAGGAAGACCUGGACGUGUGGGAGUGUCGGGAUCAAAAGGAGAGAAAGGAGACUCAGCCGGCCAGCCUGGAUUUCCAGGCCCUCCUGGACCACCGGGUCGUCCCGGGAUAUUCCGAUACCCCCAAGGAACGGUGUUCCCCAUCCCUCCUCGGCCCUUCUGCAAAUUGCCUCUCAAUGGAACCAUGACCAUCGGCAACUGUAAAGACGGACAGAAAGGAGAAAAGGGAGAGCGAGGCCUUCCCGGUGUCCCAGCGCCACCUCAGUUUAUGAGAGGAGGCUGGGGAAUGAAGGGCGACCGAGGCAUCAAAGGAGAAAAUGGCCAGAAGGGGGAUACAGGGUCACCCGGGCAACCAGGCAGCCCUGGGAGACAAGGACUGGUGGGACCCAAAGGAGACUCCAUGGUCGGCCCUCCAGGCCCGCCCGGUGCAUCUGGCGCCACAGGCUACGGACAAACGGGACCACCUGGACCUCCGGGACCACCAGGCCCUCCAGGAGGUCAUGGAGGGUACAGCUCAGGUGCAGGCUCAGGUGGAAACGCUUUGACUUACACCGGACCCCCUGGACCGCCUGGACCUCCCGGCCCACGCGGAGGAGGCUUUGCUGCUGCGAAAACCUUUGCCACCGUGGAGGCGAUGAUGCAACAGACGGUCAGAGACGCAGAGGGGACCCUGGUCUUAGUCACAGGGACAGGAAGUCUCUUCCUCAAGGUCUCACAGGGAUGGAAGGAGAUACAGCUUGGCAGUCUGCUCCAGCACUCCAACAACGUCAUAACACAACCUGAGCCUCGGACUGCACAGCUGAUCAAAGCUGACAGAAUCAAGCGAGUGCCCUCGAUUAAAGACCGACUCAACCUGGUGGCCCUCAACCAGCCGCACUCGGGCGACAUGAUGGGCCUGGACAACGCCGACCAGCUGUGCUACCAGCAGGCCAGAGCCAUGGGCCUGCCCAACAACUACAGAGCCUUCAUCUCCUCCAGCAGGCAGGACCUGGUCCACGUGGUCCACCCCGUCUUCAGGGAGACUCUGCCCGUGACCAACCUCAGGGGGGACGUGCUCUUCGGGAACUGGAGGUCCAUCUUUAACGGCGAAGGGGGCGCCAUCAACGCCAGGAUACCAAUUUAUUCCUUUGAUGGACGGGACGUUCUCGCGGACCCCUUUUGGCCUCGGAAGAGCGUCUGGCACGGCUCCACCAGCAGGGGGCUGCGCGUGGUGGACAAGCACUGCGAAACGUGGCGGGCCGACCACAUGUCCGUCACGGGCCAGUCCUCCAGCCUGACCUCGGGUCUGCUCCUGGGCCAGGACACGCGGAGCUGCUCCAACGAGUACAUCGUCCUGUGCGUGGAGACACACAAGAACCCUUAGCGACGCCACGCCGUCACAGACUGUGCUGUAGUCGAAGGUGCUAAAACCGCGCCGUCCCGUUUGUGCCUUGACACAUCGUCCCUUCGGCACAUAAAAUGAAGCAUUGAUGGAGGGCCAUUUUUCACUUAGUUGUAGGCAAUGAUUCCAUAAAAAUGUGCUAGAUGUUAGCCUAAUCUAUGCAGCCAAGAGACCAAAUUGACACAUUCCCAUAAAAUUGUCCACCAUGAAGAUGAAGAAGUCCUCCACUAGCAGGGAACUUGAGGCUUUUUUUUUUGUUAUGUUUACAGGUUGUCAUGGAGAUUUCUUUCAAAACAGUAUUUAACUUUGAAAUGGUCACAGUUUGUUUCCACUAUUUCCAUUCUUUCUGCCCCUCCAGUGACCACCAAAUUGAAAUGCACUGUACUUCAAUCUUUGUUUUCAGCUCAAUAGGCUAUCUAAUUUAAAUCCAGUGAAUUAUUUAUACCGUCACUGCACAUAAACAUGAAAUCAGAAGAUCUAAGAAUGUAAUUUAUUAUUUGUCUCAUGUUGUGUCUCUUUAUUAUUUUGUACUUUGUUUUUGUUUUUUUGCAACUAGUAGAAUACAUGAAUGGAGAUGAGUUCACAUGCAUUGAUGCUGGACUUUUUGCAUUUUAUCUCGCUACAUUAUUUCGUGCUGAAAAAUAAAAUGUUGAAAAAUUCCUAAAGGGAAAAG